Durio zibethinus is the source of this 549-nucleotide messenger RNA. The record is from RefSeq and is a predicted model, not a curated record. NCBI's taxonomy places the organism in Eukaryota, Viridiplantae, Streptophyta, Magnoliopsida, Malvales, Malvaceae.
AGGAAAACGUAAUUAUCCAUGUCGCUGCCAAGGUUUAUGGGAAAGAACGGCUCAAAACUGGCAAAUGAUCUUAGUUCACCAGGCUCAGCUAAUGUUCCUAAACAUGUUGUGAUAGUUAUGGAUGGCCUAAAGGAAUUCACCACAGAGCUGCUAGAAUGGGUGCUUGAAAAAAUUAUAGCACCCGGUCACAUAGACAUAGUCACCCUCCUUGGUUUCAUGCCAUGGUUGAAUAUUCCUUGUGGUGCCACAGAAAGAAAUUGUAAUGGGGUAUCCCCUACCAUCGCUCGUUGUCGAAAGAAUCAUAAGUCUUCGCAGCAACAUGGGUUGUUUUUGACAGGAAAUUCUUUGCUGAAAAAUACCCUGCAAUAUGGUAAUGAUAAUCAGGAAGGGGAAAUGGAUAUGAUCAAAGGGUGUCCCAUAAUUGAUAAUGGAAAGCGCACUCCUAGUGAAUCCCCAGCCUCAUUGGUGCCUAAUCCACUGGUGAUAUAUUCUGAACCUUUGAAACGAAUCCUGGAGGAGCAAGAGCUAGAGAUAGACGAUGAUGAUUAG